GUUCUGCGGCGCAUGUCUCGACUUGUCAUUGUAUCAUAGUCUCAUACAGACCACCUGAAAAGAAUUGCGUUUAUACGCGACAAUUUCGCGUGCAAAUAUUUCAAGUGCCAUGGGAAGUGUCAUGAAAACGGAAAUUCGUGAAACUGUGGGUGAAAAUGGUGAAAAUGGUGAAAACGGACUGGUUUUUAACUUCGAGCAUUACAUUCCCCAAGAACUUGUGUCUGAUAUAUUUACCUAUUUGGACAUUGAGUCUUUAGUGGCGUGUCAACAAGUUUGCAGAACAUGGAAAAGCCUUAUACAAAGUUAUGUGUGGCGAAAAAAAGCAGAACAAAAAUUAAGACAAGCACUUCCUCAUGAUGAAGAAGCAUCUUGGAUUAUGUAUUAUAAGAUAUGCAAACAAAGGCCUUUAAAAAGAAAUUUAAUUAAAAACCCAUGUGGUAAUAAUGGAUUUCGUCACUGGAAAAUAUUGUCAAAUGGUGGUGAUCGAUGGACUACAGAAUCUCCACCGACUGGUAUACCACCACUUCCAACUGACUUGAAUGUUUUAACAGAGGAUUCAUGUUUUGUCACUUCCUAUGGUCCUUGUUGGGCUAGUCAAGAGAUAGAUUUGAUCAAGGAGGGAUGUACAGAAUAUCUUUUGGAUAAUAUUCAACCUGUGAUUAAGAUAAGAGAGUGGUAUGGGUGUAGAUGGGAUUGUAAAGCUGUUUAUUACAAUUCAAUUGAAUUACUAGAGGAUGAAAACAUAUUUGAUGUCAGCAUAGUUAAGGCAAAAAAAAAAUUUAAAGAUACCUUAUGGCACGAAAAACAAAAUAAAUGGUUCAAGUUUGAGCAUGUAUUCAAAGAUUAUGGACCAGGAUUAAGAAAGAUAGUUUUCAAUCAUGGUGGACAAGACAGUCAAUUUUGGGCAGGUCAUUUUGGAUCAAAAAUGACUAGAGCCAGCAUUAUCCUUGAAAUACCAGAAACUUAUUCAGGCAAAAAUGAUUUGGAUAAUUCAACACAAGAGGCAGAAGAUUGAUUUUUUAUUUUACCUAAAAAAAUAUCUGACUAUAAUUAUUUACAAUGUUACCUCUAUUAUAUACUUCUUGAUAGUAAUUUUUAAUACCAUGUUAUUCAUAAUGUUUGAGUUGCUGGCAAACUUACUAUGUGCAUAUUACAAAUGUAAAAAAAAUCCUUCUAAACCUUGCAUUUUAAAACUGAGCAAAAAGUUCAUACUGUGAAAUUUUUGAAAACCUAAGAAAAACAAGAAAAUUAAUACCAAAUGUAAAUCUUAUCUACUGAAUCAUGUACAGGAUCUAUUUUUGAUAAAUCAUAAUACUUAAGACUUUUUUAUAUAUUACUUGAAAAUGAACUUAAUAUAAGUGAUAGUAU
Messenger RNA from Trichogramma pretiosum, 1368 nucleotides. RefSeq names its product F-box only protein 6-like. The coding region runs from base 110 to 1015 and encodes 301 amino acids. Gene Ontology annotation, cellular component: SCF ubiquitin ligase complex; cytoplasm. The record is from RefSeq and is a predicted model, not a curated record. The transcript is spliced from 3 exons. Gene Ontology annotation, biological process: glycoprotein catabolic process; SCF-dependent proteasomal ubiquitin-dependent protein catabolic process. Gene Ontology annotation, molecular function: protein binding; ubiquitin protein ligase activity. NCBI's taxonomy places the organism in Eukaryota, Metazoa, Arthropoda, Insecta, Hymenoptera, Trichogrammatidae.